UUCAGAGAGAAACCAAAAAUGAUAUUAAUCUAGAAAUUUAUCACGCAACCCUUAAAUUGGAAAUUGAAACCGGGAAUAUCCAGGAACCUCACUCCAUGUCCCAAACAAAGAAAUUUCUAUGGUAAACUUGUCCUUGUUCUUCUAAACGACGUAUCUUUUCUUUCCCUCUUUCCCUGUCAACUUAGGGUUUCCUUUUUUUUUUUUUUAAAGAUUUCCUCUUACCUUCUACACAUUAGUCUUCAUCAUUGAUUUUAACCCCCCAAUCUUUUUAUACCUAACAGUUUCAAUUCGUGCCUAAUUGGCUAAUUCCUGAAACUUGCAAUGCCGCCAUUUUUAUCGACCUCAAAGGCGGUCGGGUCGGUAAUAUCCCGUAGAAAUGUGAUUAACCAGUUUGUUAGGCACGCAAAGAACGGAGGGCGGACCGGGAACUUCGAUCAAAUCCGAUGGGUUACUAGUAUUUCCGGUAUCCAAAUGCCGCCGGUUCACCCGUUACUUGGUUCUCGCAAGGUGGAUUCCGUUGUUCCAUUAAACUAUUUUUUCAAUCAUUAUACUCUCCAAAGGAGACAAUUUUUAGGCUGUGGUGACGGCGAAGAAGGCGGUGUUUUAUCUAAAGUUUACGAGGAAAGGAUCGUCAUGGGGUAUUCGCCAGAACAAUUAUUUGAUGUGGUCGCAGCUGUUGAUUUGUAUCACGGAUUUGUUCCUUGGUGUCAGCGGUCUGACGUAAUUAAACACUAUCCAGAUGGAUCGUUUGAUGCUGAAUUAGAGAUUGGUUUUAAGUUUCUGGUUGAGAGUUAUGUUUCUCAUGUAGAAUUAAGCAGGCCAAAGUUUGUAAAGUCAACUGCAUCACAAAGUAGCCUUUUCGAUCAUUUGAUAAACAUUUGGGAAUUCAAUCCUGGACCAGUCCCAGGAAGUUGCAGCCUUUACUUUCUUGUGGACUUUAAGUUCCAGUCACCACUCUAUCGGCAGGUGGCAUCCAUGUUUUUUAAGGAAGUGGUGUCCCGAAUGAUCAGCUCAUUCAGUGAACGUUGCCGAUUGAUUUAUGGGCCAGGGGUUCCAGUCCUUGAGAACUCUUAUGGAGAAAGGACAUAAACAUUUGUUUUCCAGAAGUAGCGUUUGAAGUGCAUUUUAGGACAGCAGCUGGAAUUAUAAGGAUACUCACAAUGCCUGCUGGGUAGUGUGUUUUCUGUACUGCCCAGCCAUUAAAACUUGCCUUAACCAUAUUAGGUAUUCGUUUGCCCUCAUCCAAUUUUCACAAAGAUCAAGUGAUUGUCAUUCAACCAAUUUUCAGCUAUGUCUAUAUUUUACGGUUUACAAUUGAUAACUAUUGAAUUAUCGAUCAUGCAUUUGUGUUGUUGCACCCAAGAAUCUUAUGAUAGCAUGAUAAUUUUCGCUUUAGUUGGAAUGAAGGGGUCUUCUUUUUAGUGUUGAUAA
Molecule: messenger RNA, 1431 nt
Organism: Gossypium raimondii (Peruvian cotton)
Lineage: Eukaryota; Viridiplantae; Streptophyta; Magnoliopsida; Malvales; Malvaceae
Exons: 4
Coding region: 322-1089 (255 amino acids)
Biological process (GO): cellular respiration; ubiquinone biosynthetic process
Molecular function (GO): ubiquinone binding
Source: RefSeq, a predicted model, not a curated record